Phalaenopsis equestris is the source of this 574-nucleotide messenger RNA. Its product is annotated as BAG family molecular chaperone regulator 4-like. The transcript has 2 exons. Bases 62 to 403 code for a protein of 113 amino acids. Lineage: Eukaryota; Viridiplantae; Streptophyta; Magnoliopsida; Asparagales; Orchidaceae. Gene Ontology annotation, molecular function: protein binding. The record is from RefSeq and is a predicted model, not a curated record.
AUAACCUUUAUUUACCACACACUUGUGGCUAGAGAACUAAAACAAAGAGGGUGGGUUGGAGAUGAUCAAAUGGAGGUCGAAGAAGCUCUUCGAGAAGAGUUCUAAGGCCGACGGAAGAGCCAACCGUCGUCGUGAGAUUCAGUGGGAGUUGCGGCCUGGCGGUAUGUUGGUUCAAAAGAGGGAAACCGACGAAGGCGAUGAAAACAAAAUGAUGAUCAACGUGAGGAUCCCCACCGGCUCGCAGUGGCACGAUAUCAUCAUCGAUGCCACCGCAACGUUUGGCGAGCUUAAGGUGAAGGCGGCAAUGGAGACGGGAUUGGAGGCGAGGGAGCAGAAGCUUGUGUUUGAGGGGAAGGAGAAGGAGGAUGGAGAGAAGCUGCAUAUGGUUGGGGUGAAACCUUAGUGGCAUUGGAGUUGCAGAGAAGGCAAUGGAGAUUAAGGCCUCUUUAGUUUAAAUUAUAUUUUGAUAAUUAUGCUUAUGCUGUGCUUUUUUGUAGCAGUUUUUAUAUGAAAUGAAGGGCAGAAAGCUUAAAAAAAAAAUUGUAAAUGUUUAAUCAGUGUUAUGUGGUGUUUA